This is a messenger RNA of Ochotona princeps (American pika), 4409 nucleotides long. It is a transcript of the gene EPB41L3, whose product is annotated as erythrocyte membrane protein band 4.1 like 3. Gene Ontology annotation, biological process: cortical actin cytoskeleton organization. NCBI's taxonomy places the organism in Eukaryota, Metazoa, Chordata, Mammalia, Lagomorpha, Ochotonidae. Gene Ontology annotation, molecular function: structural molecule activity; actin binding. The coding region runs from base 136 to 3837 and encodes 1233 amino acids. Gene Ontology annotation, cellular component: plasma membrane; cytoskeleton. The transcript has 25 exons. The record is from RefSeq and is a predicted model, not a curated record.
GCGAGCAGCCCUCGGCUGCGGCUUCCUCCCCACACCCGAGUCUCCUGCGCACCGCCGACCAGGACGCCAGCGGCAGCCGCGUCCCAGCACGCCGUGGCGCACCGGGCCUCCCCGCAGACCCCAGAACAAUCAAUCAUGACGACCGAAUCAGGAUCAGACUCGGAAUCCAAGGCUGACCAAGAGGCCGAGCGUCAGGAGGCGGCGGGUCCGCAGGGGCGCGCCGGGGCGCAGCCCGGACCAGAGCUACCCAGUGAAGAGCAGCAGGCAUUGGAGCAGUUUGAGGAGGCCGCAGCGCACAGCACCCCAGUGCGGAAGGAGGUCACUGACAAGGAGCAGGAGUUUGCUGCCGCAGCUGCAAAACAGCUCGAAUAUCAGCAGUUUGAAGACGAUAAGCUUUCCCAGAGAUCAUCUAGCAGUAAACUCUCUCGGUCUCCGUUAAAGAUCGUCAAGAAGCCUAAAAGCAUGCAGUGCAAAGUGGUACUUCUGGAUGGGUCGGAAUACACCUGUGAGGUGGAGAAACGGUCCAGGGGGCAAGUGCUGUUUGACAAAGUGUGCGAACACCUGAACCUGCUAGAAAAAGACUACUUUGGCCUUACGUACCGAGAUGCUGAAAACCAGAAGAAUUGGUUGGACCCUGCGAAGGAAAUUAAAAAACAGAUUCGAAGUGGUGCUUGGCACUUUUCAUUUAAUGUGAAAUUUUACCCACCAGACCCUGCCCAGCUGUCGGAAGAUAUCACCAGGUACUACCUCUGCUUACAGUUGCGUGAUGACAUCGUGUCUGGAAGGCUGCCCUGCUCUUUUGUGACCCUUGCCCUGCUGGGCUCCUACACUGUCCAGUCAGAACUCGGAGACUAUGACCCAGACGAAUGCGGGAACGAUUACAUUAGCGAGUUCCGCUUUGCACCGAACCACACGAAAGAACUGGAAGAUAAAGUAAUCGAAUUGCACAAGAGCCACAGAGGAAUGACACCGGCUGAAGCAGAGAUGCAUUUUUUGGAAAAUGCCAAGAAACUCUCCAUGUAUGGGGUGGAUUUACAUCAUGCCAAGGAUUCAGAAGGAGUAGAAAUUAUGUUAGGAGUUUGUGCAAGUGGUCUAUUGAUAUAUCGUGACCGGCUGCGAAUAAAUCGGUUUGCCUGGCCCAAGGUUCUCAAAAUUUCAUACAAACGGAACAAUUUUUACAUUAAGAUCCGGCCGGGAGAGUUUGAACAGUUUGAAAGUACCAUUGGGUUUAAGCUGCCAAACCACCGAGCUGCCAAGCGUUUAUGGAAAGUGUGUGUUGAGCAUCACACGUUUUUCAGACUGUUAUUACCAGAAGCACCUCCAAAGAAAUUCCUGACCCUGGGCUCAAAGUUCCGGUACAGUGGCAGAACGCAAGCCCAAACAAGAAGGGCCAGUGCGUUGAUAGAUCGUCCAGCGCCUUACUUUGAACGCUCAUCCAGCAAACGCUAUACCAUGUCUCGCAGCCUGGAUGGAGCAUCAGUGAAUGAAAACCAUGAAAUAUACAUGAAGGAUUCUGUGUCUGCUGCAGAGGUUGGUACUGGCCAGUACGCCACAACAAAGGGCAUCUCUCAGACCAACUUGAUCACCACUGUGACUCCAGAGAAAAAGGCAGAGGAGGAGCGCGAUGAGGAAGACAACGGACGGAGGAAGGCUGAAGAAGCCACGCCCGCCACGGCGGUCCGGCCCGAGGGAAAGACGGACAGUGAGCGGACGGACACGGCCGCUGACGGAGAGACCACGGCCACUGAGAAUAGUCUGAUUAAGCGAAUAAAGGGUGAAAAUGUGUAUGUCAAACAUAGUAAUCUUAUGUUAGAGGAGUUAGAUAAAACUCAAGAUGAACUGAUGAAACAUCAAACGAACAUCAGUGAGCUGAAGAGAACCUUCCUAGAAACCUCGACAGACACUGCCGUAACCAAUGAGUGGGAAAAGAGACUUUCUACCUCCCCCGUGCGACUGGCCGCCAGGCAAGAGGACGCGCCCAUGAUUGAGCCACUUGUGCCCGAAGAGACCAAAGAAGAAAGAGAGGUUUCUGAAAAAGUUAUAUUUUUGCAACAAGGAAGCUCUCCAUUCUUUGAGUCUCAGCCAAGUAUGAUAAAGGAAACGCAGGAAGGCGCCUCUGCUCACUCUGUGGUUACCUCUCGUCAAGUAACUUUCCAGAAAACUCUCCCAGCGACCCUAGAGGGCACAGAGGAUUGGGUUAUUGUAGACAAAAUACCCACUGAGGUAGUUGAUGGUGAUUUGAAAAAGAUUGUGACUUACAAGGUGGUGACCGUGAGCAGUAGAACCGGUGACAUCCCAGCCGACAUGUUAAAAUCUAGCACUCUAGAAAUGCAUGGCUUCGAUGAUUUGGCCCGAGAAAUGCACCUGAAGGAAGAGGGCAAGCAGAAGAUAUACACGCUGGGCAAGUCCUACGACACUGUGUCCGGAAGAGUUGUGACUAUGACUGGGAAAACUGAGGAGGGAGAAGCGGCAGUGCAGCCCUCCAUGCUGGAGGCGCUUCAGAAGAUGGAGAGGGGCUCGUCAGAGACGGGGAAGAUGCUGUCCUCCGGCUUGGCGGAAUACGAGGUCCUGGAAGCCCUUGCCGAGGAGAAGCCAAAACGAGGACCUGAGGUCCAGGUGACAAAACGCAAGCUGUCCGAGUCCCUGGCACCCAUCAAGGAAGCCGAGUCUCGUCGGCAGAGCCCUGAAGAUGAGGACGCCAAGAAGGCUCCGGAGCCGGGAAGGGAACCCGCGAGCCGCACUGGCCCUGAGAGCCUGCAGUUUGGCAAAAUGGAGCAGGUGCAAGACAGUGAGGUCUUAAAGGUGGGCCUCUUUGGUCCCCGAAGGAAGAGCCUGUCCGAGUGGAGAUACUCCCAGGAGCCGACCUUGACCGUGGCUACUGCUCACUACCUAACCGAGUCGUCCACGUCCCGCGUGGCGACUAAGCAGUCCUCCAGUGAGAAGCUCAUGGAUGGUUCUGAGAUCCUCAGUUUGUUAGAGUCUGCGCGAAAGCCAACAGAGUUCAUAGGAGGGGUUACUUCCACUGCUCAGAGCUGGGUUCAGAAAACCGACACCAAGCCAGAGAGCAGCGAGGCGGAGAGCACCACACAGCAGCAGCUGCUGGGCACAGAGAAGGUGGUGCAGGAGACGGUGCUGGUGGAGGAGAGGCGGGUGAUGAACGUGCAUGCCAGCGGGGAUGCCUCCUCUGCAGCCGGCGAGGAAGCCGAGGCCGCCACCCAGCCCUGCCCCCCAGACACGCCCAGCGGGAAGGCCAAGGAGGGCUUGGCUGUGUCCCAGCAGGCCAAGGAGGAAAGAGGGGAGGAGGCGGAGAAAACAGAGCGGGAAGAGGCAGGUGCCAGGUCCCAAGAGCGAGAGGAGGAGCAGAGUGCGGCUAUCCACGUCUCGGAAACUUUGGAACAGAAACCUCACUUUGAGUCGUCCACUGUGAAGACGGAGACCAUCAGCUUUGACAGUGUUUCCUCAGGGGGAGUGAAGCUGGAAUUCUCUGCUAAAGAGGUACCAGUAGUUCACACAGAAACAAAAACCAUCACGUAUGAGUCCUCACAGGUCGACCCUGGCGCUGACCUGGAGCCAGGCGUGCUGAUGAGCGCACAGACGAUCACAUCUGAGACCACCAGCACCACCACCACCACGCACAUCACCAAAACUGUGAAAGGAGGCAUCUCAGAGACGAGGAUUGAGAAGCGAAUAGUCAUCACAGGGGACGCGGACAUUGACCAUGACCAGGCGCUGGCUCAGGCAAUUAAAGAGGCCAAAGAGCAGCACCCUGACAUGUCAGUGACCAAAGUAGUGGUUCAUAAAGAGACAGAGAUCACACCUGAAGAUGGAGAGGAUUGACCCAGGAAUAACUUAGCUUGCACGUGAAUCCAGUCACACAAACUGUUAGGAAAACCAGAGCAUCUGUGGAGUUGCCUCUUCUAACCCAACUGACUCGCCUCUGUCCGUGGAAAAUGUCAAUCCAGAAGAACUGACCUUGACCGUUAACAAAGACUGGCAGAGAGAUCUUCCCAUAAUAAAGCAAUCUGAAUCAGCGUCACUAAACUGAUAUUGCAUGAAGCAACGAUAAAAUUGCAAAAGAGCACCAUUUUUAAUUUUCACACAACGUCUCAGUUUUCUGCUAUACCUGCACGUUCAUAACCCACAAAUAUAAUCCGUGAUCUCAUGUAACACAUAAAUGAUCCAUGCCUUUCAUAGUUUAUGAUUAUUCAAGUCUCCACAAAAUUACAGUUUCUUAGGUGACAAAGCUGUUGUUUACAGAUGCGUGAAGAUUUCUGUCUAGGUCCGGUGUGUCUGAUUUACCCCAGAUUAGAUGUGCCAAGAACAGAAUUUAUUCAGUAAACAACUUGAAUCUUGUCCUGUUUCCUCUGGUUUUAUUCUUCUCACCCAUAAUCAGUAAUGACUCUCUGAUC